CAGGAAUCUCAAUACAGCUUCUAAGGCUAGGUGAGACCCGUCCUCUGCCAUAGAAGGGCACUUUUUUGUUUGUUUGUUUUUGAGACGAAGUCUCGUGCUGUCGCCCAGGCUGGAGUGCAGUGGCACGAUCUCGGCUCACUGCAAGCUCCGCCUCCCGGGUUCACGCCAUUCUCCUGCCUCAGCCUCCCGAGUAGCUGGUACUACAGGCGCCCGCCACGACGCCCGGCUAAUUUUUCGUGUUUUUAAUAGGGACGGGGUUUCACCGUGUUAGCCAGGCUGGUCUCGAUCUCCUGACCUCGCGAUCCGCCCGCCUCAGCCUCUAAAAGUGCUGGUAUUACAGGCGUGAGCCACCGCACCCGGCCUCAGGGCGCGCUUUUAAGGAGAGUUCCUGACCUGACGGUGGGCUUUUCCUGCAGAUGCGCCUCUGGGUAGCGCCCUCUUUACAGCCUUGAAACCUGGUCAACUACAUUAACUACAUUACUCAGAAAGCUCUGCGUUGAACGAAUGCCGUCAGAGCCAAUGAGGGCUCGGAAAGAAGCAUUUCCGUGUGUGCGCCUAAUGUAGGGCCGAAACUUCCGGGGUCCUCUUGUAGCGGCCACGUUGAUCUGCGAUACUCGUGUUUGCCCAGUGAGUGGCCCCGGACUGCUAGGUGGGACUGCAGUGACUGAACCCAGAAGGUGGAGAGGAACCGUCCUCGGUGCACAGAGGCGGCUCUGCAGCGAGGUGACGGCGCCUGCUGCUCCCGGGCUGUGCUUUCCCCAAGUAGUCCGAUGGCUGUGGCUGCGCCAAGGCGCCCUGCUCAGAGAGGCUCCUGAGCGCUAGGUCGGCACUGCAGUAACUGAAUCCAGAAGGCGGAGAACAGUUGCCCUCUGCUGCACAGAGGCACUCUGGAGCUCUGUGACGGCGCCGAGGGUGACCCACCCCUGGGCCAGGAUAGGGACCGUCAUGCCCAUAUCUCCUGGCUGGUCGCCCUCUCCUCCCAACCCUGCUUAAAACCACGUGGUUCGAUGGCGAUGGCGGCCACGCUGAGGCUCUCUGCUCAGGGCACAGUGACUUUUGAAGACGUGGCUGUGAAAUUUACCCAGGAGGAAUGGAAUCUCCUUAGUGAGGCUCAGAGAUGCCUGUACCGUGAUGUGACCCUGGAGAACCUGGCACUUAUGUCCUCCCUGGGUUGUUGGUGUGGAGUGGAAGAUGAGGCGGCACCUUCUAAGCGGACUAUUUAUAUACAAAGAGAGAUUCAGGUCAGGACUCCUAUGGCAGGUGUGUCUCCCAAGAAGGCCCACCCCUCUGAGAUGUGUGGCCCGAUCUUGGGAGACAUUUUGCAUGUGGCAGAUCAUCAGGGAACACAUCACAAGCAGAAACUGCACAGGUGUGAAGCCUGGGGGAAUACAUUGUAUGACAGUGGAAACUUUCAUCAGCACCAGAAUGAGUACAUUGGAGAGAAACCCUACAGAGUGAGUGUUGAGGAGGCAUUGUUUUUGAAGAGGUGUAAGUUCCAUGUGUCAGGGGAGUCAUCUGUCUUCAGUGAGAGUGGGAAGGACUUUUUGCCCAGGUCAGGAUUACUCCAGCAGGAGGUCAGUCACACUGGGGAGAAGUCAAACAGCAAAACUGAGUGUGUGUCUCCCUUUCAUUGUGGGGGAGCUCACUAUAGCCAUGGAGAGUCCAUGAAACAUUUUAACACCAAACAUAUACUCAGUCAGCACCAGAGGCUUCUCCCUAGAGAAGAAUGUUAUGUAUGCUGUGAAUGUGGGAAAUCCUUUAGCAAAUAUGUUAGCUUGAGUAAUCAUCAGAGAGUUCACACUGUGAAAAGACCUUAUGAAUGUGGAGAAUGUGGGAAAUCCUUUAGCAAAUAUGAUAGCUUGAGUAAUCAUCAGAGAGUUCACACUGAAAAAAAACAUUAUAAAUGUGGAGAAUGUGGGAAAUCCUUUAGCAAAUAUGUUAGCUUCAGUAAUCAUCAGAGAGUUCACACUGGGAAAAGACCUUAUGAAUGUGGAGAAUGUGGGAAAUCCUUUAGCAAAUAUGCUAGCUUCGGUAAUCAUCAGAGAGUUCACACUGACAAAAAACAUUAUGAAUGUGGAGAAUGUGGGAAAUCCUUUAGCAAAUAUAUAAGCUUCAGUAAUCACCAGAGAGUUCACAGUGGAAAAAGACCUUAUGAAUGUGGAGAAUGUGAGAAAUCUUUUAGUCAAAAGAGCAGCCUCAUUCAACAUCAGCAAUUUCACACUGGAGAAAAACCUUAUGGGUGUGAAGAAUGUGGGAAAUAUUUUAGCUUAGAAGGAUAUCUUAGGCGCCAUCAACAAGUUCACACUGGAGAAGGACCUUACAAGUGUGGAGAAUGUGGGAAAUCUUUUAGCUCAAACAUGAACCUUAAGAGCCAUCAGCGCAUUCACACUGGAGAGAGACCUUACAAGUGUGGAGAAUGUGAUAAAUCUUUUAGUCGGAAGCCCAGCCUUGGUUACCAUCAGCGCAUUCACACUGAAGUAAGACCUUACAAGUGUGGAGAAUGUGGGAAAUCUUAUAUUUCAAAGGGGCACCUUAGGAUCCAUCAGCGCAUGCACACUGGAGAAAGACCUUACAAGUGUGGAGACUGUGGGAAAUCUUUUAAUGAAAAAGGACACCUUAGGAGUCAUCAGCGAGUUCACACUACAGAAAGACCUUAUAAGUGUGGGGAAUGUGGGAAAUGUUUUAGUCACAAGGGUAACCUAAUUCUACAUCAGGAUGGCCAUACUAGAAAAAGGCCUUAUAUGUGUUGGGAAUGUGGAAAAUUAUUUAAGAAGAAGUCUCACCUCCUCGUACACCAGAGAAUUCACAGUGGAGAAAAGCCAUAUGCAUGUGAGGCUUGUCAGAAAUUUUUUAGGCACAAGUGCCACCUCACUGCACACCAGAGAGUUCACACUGGAGAAAGGCCUUAUGAAUGCAAUGAUUGUGGGAAGUCAUUUACCCACAGCUGUGCAUUCAUUGUUCAUAAGAGAGUUCACACUGGUCAGAAGCCUUAUGAGUGCAGUGAAUGCGGGAAAUCUUUUGCUGCAAGCUCCUAUCUCACUAGUCACAGAAGAGUUCACACUGGUCAGAAGCCUUAUGAGUGCAGUGAAUGCGGGAAAUCUUUUGCUGGAAUCUCCAGUCUCACUAAUCACAGGAGAGUUCACACUGGAGAAAAGCCUUAUGGGUGUAGUGAAUGUGAAAAAAAAUUUAGGCAAAUCUCUUCACUUCAUCAUCAUCAGAGAGUUCAUGAAAGAAAGGCCUUAUGAGUGUAGUGAAUGAGUCCAGUCUCAUUAAAUACAGGAGAGCACACACCUGAGUAAGAUCUUGUGAUUGCAGCAAAUGUGGAAAAUGUUUACCCAAAAGUCUGCUCUCCUUGGACAUUGGAGAGUUCACACCAGAGAAAAGUCCUUACAAGUAAAAUAAAUUCAGCAGUUUUGUAGCCACACCUCUGUAUUCCUUCAGGAUUAUAUUUAACACUGAAUGAAGGCCUUACUAGUGUGGCAAAUAUAGGAUAUUUAUCCAGAAGUCUGGCUUCAAAACUCACAGGAAAGCUGUCACUACAGAAAUGCCUUUUGAGUGUAAUGUUUGCAAAAAAGCGUUGUGCCUUCUUUCAUUGAAUCCUAGAACACUGAGAUAAGAAAAACACUGUAGAUGUAUAGGUUAGAUAUAUAGGGAAUGUUAUUAUUUUAUCCUUUUUUUGGAGAGAUGGUCUCACUCCAUCACCUGUGCUGGUGUGCAGUGCUGUGAUCGUAGCUCACUGCAUCCUCCACCCCCUAGGCUCAAGUGAUCUUCCCACCUUAGCCUCCAUGUAGCUGGGUCCACAGGCAUGCACCACCAUGCCUGGCUAUUUUCUCAUUUUACUAGAGAUAGGGUUUUACCAUGUUUCCAGGCUGGUAUCAAACUCCUGAGCUCAAGCAAUCUGUACACCUGAGCCUCCCAAAGUGCUGAGAUUGUAGGUUUGAGUCACUGUGCUCAGCCAAUUAUGUUUUUCUGUGUAACAUGGGAGGAGAUCCUUUGAGGGUACCAUGUGCCCAAAUUGAAAAAACUCCAGGCAUGAGGCAUCUGUAUUAUAUUUUUUACUAUGCCCUGUUAUCUUACUAGACUUAUGUGACUGCCACUUAUCUGGCAAAAGCCAUUACAUCUCAGCUACUUGGUAGGUACCCACAUUGCAUCAUUCACCUAUUUUGUAUUCCAGAAGUAUAUUUUGGUUGUCUCCCAUUCACAAGGAAUUUUUUUUUAAGUUUUUUAUUUGUUUGUUUGGUUGGUUUUUUGGUUUUUUUGGUUUGUUUUGUUUUUUUGGAGACAAAGUCUCACUGUCGCCCAGACUGGAGUGCAGUGGUGUGAUCCUGGCUCAUUGCAACCUCUGCCUCCCGAGUUCAAGCAAUUGUCCUGUCUCAGCCUCCUGAGUAGCUGGGAUUACAGGCAUCUGCCACCACACCCAGAUAAUUUUUGUACUUUUAGUAGAGACGGGGUUUCACUAUGUUGGUCAAGCUGAUCUUGAACCCCUAACCUCAUGAUCCACCUGCCUUGGCCUCCCAAAGUGCUGGGAUUACAGAUGUGAGCCACUGCUUCUGGCGUUUUUUAAAUUUAUAUUUUUUGUAGAGACAGGGUCUUGCUGUGUUGCACAGUCUGGUCUCAAACUGCUGGUCUCAAGUGAUCCUUCUGCCUGGCUUCCCAAAAUGUGGGGAUUAUAGGCAUGGUGUGAGUCACCAUGCUGGGACUUUUUUAUUUCUUUAAUUUUUAAUUCCAGAUCUGGUCACAGAAGGAUUUGUUGAGUAGCCUCAGCACUUCUUGCUUUUUCAUUUCUUUCUGAUAAGUUACACCAUGGACCUUCCCCAUUUUUAUCCCAGAGGACUCUUGUGCUGACUUGAAAAGAUGGACUAUUUCAGCUAAGCACGGUGGCUCAUGCCUGUAAUCCCAACACUUUGGGAGGCCGAGGUGGGUGGAUCACAAGGACAGGAGUUCGAGACCAGCCUGGGCAAUAUAGUGAAAUCCUGUCUCUUCUAAAAAUACAAAAAUUAGCCGGGCAUGGUGGCGCACCUGUAGUCCCAGCUACUCAGGAGUCUGAGGCAGGAAAAUUGCUUGAUCCCCAGGAGGUAGAGGUUGCAGUGAGCUGAGAUCAUGCCACUGCACUCCAGCCUGGUUACUGCUACCUUGAAGGACAACAUAGCUAAACUCUGUGGCUCAAGGGACAGCAUGAAUGCAGAAUAUAGCUUUCUUCACUUGUGGCCUAUUUGCAUAGCUGCCCAAGGCCUCCAAUGGAUGACUUCAUGGCUUUGUGGUCUUCAUCUGUAGCAUGGAUACUACAGAUUGUGGGUUCAUAGGUCAGCUGGGUACAGGGCAGUUUUUAUAACAACCUCUGGUGGGUUUUUUAUUUUAGUGUCAAUACCACACUGAAAGAUUGGUGAUUUUUUUUGAACCAGACAAAAUUCUGUCUUAUGAGGUAUAUUGCAUUGUGCUCAGUACUGUUGAGGGAACUCUGUUCAGCAGAUCUUACAAGGCACACAUGUGCCCUGAUAUCCAGAAUUCUGUAGGGCAACAUCACAGGUUGUAAGGCUAUAGGGUGAAAUUAUAAUUUUAUGGUUACUUAGUUACUGCAUUUACAGUCAGCAGAGGGGACAGCAAUAAAGUUUUUGAAAUAUAUCUUUUUUUUUUCUUUUUUUUUGAGACACAGUCUCACUCUGUCACCCAGGUUGGAGUGCUGUUGCACCAUUUCAGCUCACUGCAACCUGUGCCUUCCGGGUCCAAGUGAUUCUCCCACCUCAGUCACCCAAGUAGCUAGAAUUACAGGUGCAUGCCACUACACCACUAAUGUUUUGUAGUUUUAGUAGAGACGGGUUUCACCGUGUUGCACAGGCUAGUCUUGAAUUCAACUCUUGAGCUCAGGUGAUCUGCUCACCUCUGCCUUCCAAAGUGCUGGGACUACAGGUGUGGGCCACUGUGUUUGGCUGAAGUGUAUGUCUUUUAAAGGAGUGUCCACAGUUAUCCAGUCACUAUAUCUCUGAUGGAUAAGCAGAUACAGAAAUUCUCAGGACUUCCAUAAUGAUGAAUGUUGUCUAGCUAAGCUUUGGUCAGAGGAAAUAAUCUAAAGGUUUUGUGAAUUCAUGUAAACUUUUGGGCUGCUCACCUUAAGGUAACUCCUGUAUUAACAGGAGGAACAGGAUAGGGAAAAAGAUCUCAGUUCAGUGAUGUAGCUUUGUGACCCGCCAGCGAUCCAGUUCAAUCAGGUAGAAAUGACCAUACUGCUACAUCAAUAUUUGCUUCUAUGGAGGCUAGUUUCCCCACUUAGGGCAUGAGAAGAAUUGGUAGAGUCAACAUAGAAUUGCCAAACCUGUCACCAAAAAUAAUGGCAAAUCUGUAUUUUUCUCUUAAACCAUAUUAUAAAAGCUGUAAUAAGGUAUAGGCUGAGCAUCAUGGGUCAUGCCUGUAUUCCCAGCACUUUGGGAGGCCAAAGAAGGCAGAUUCCUUGAGCCCAGGAGGUUGAGACCAGCAUGGGGAACACGGCAAAACCUUGUCUCUAGGAAAAAUAGCCAGGUAUGGUGGCAUGUACCUUAGUCUUAGCGAUGUGGGAGGAUUGCUGGAGCCUGGGAGGCAGAAGUUGCCGUGAGCCAAGAUUGCAACACUGCAGUCCAGCCUGGGUGAUAGAGUGAAACCCCAUCUUAAAAAUAAAAUAAAAGAUAUAAAUGACAUCCAAUAAAGUACACAUAUUUGAGCUGUAGGAUAAGUCUUGAAUUUUAUUAUAAUCCCUUGAAACCAUCAUCAGAGUAACAAUAAUGAAUUUAUCUAAUCUAUCACCUUUGUAUUUACUUGGAGGCUUUAUAAAGUUUUUCUCUCUGCUCUCCAAACAACCAUUGAUUUACUUUGCUGUAUGAUAGAGUACUUUCCAUUUUCUGGAAUUUUCUGACUGAUGUAAUAAAGUGUUUCCUCUUAUAA
This is a messenger RNA of Pongo pygmaeus (Bornean orangutan), 6912 nucleotides long. RefSeq names its product zinc finger protein 586. Gene Ontology annotation, molecular function: RNA polymerase II cis-regulatory region sequence-specific DNA binding; DNA-binding transcription factor activity, RNA polymerase II-specific. Lineage: Eukaryota; Metazoa; Chordata; Mammalia; Primates; Hominidae. The coding region runs from base 1008 to 3245 and encodes 745 amino acids. The transcript has 4 exons. Gene Ontology annotation, biological process: regulation of DNA-templated transcription. The record is from RefSeq and is a predicted model, not a curated record.